GAGGGGCGGGGGAGGGGCAGCUGUCCGAGCGUCCGCGGGCUGAAGGAAGGUGCACUUAUUAAGCGCCACCUGUGUGCGUCCGCGAUGCUGAUGCUAGCCGGCCAGACCGUUAAACCCCAUCUGCAAAGGGGCUUGCUUACCUUCUGAUGGAACCAUUGUAGGGCGUCCAGGGCUGGAAAGGGGUUCGGGGCCGGCCGGUGGUGGAGGAGCCCCAGCGUAAGUAGUGGCGGGAUCGUUGGUUCCUCCUUCCCCAAGGGAGGAAGCCCGCCCGAGAGGCAAGCCCCGGGGCUCUGGGAGGACAGGGGAUGCUUCCCGAAGUCAGGCCCGCCGUCAGGCCAGGCUGCCUGGUCCCAAGGCUGGAGACGGGGAUGGGAAGAGCCGGCAAAGCCGGGCAAGCCGGCAGACCUUCAAAGACCUUUGCAUAAGAACGCAGAGACAAAAACAAGACUGACCCUCCCUCCAGCAGCCUGCUGCCUUCCCCAAGGAAGAAAUACGCACCCCAAUAAGAAAGUAAGGAAAAGAGGAGCUCCCGGGGCCGCACUGACCGCUGGGGCUUCAGGAGGAUUACCUGGUGCGUGCUGCUGGGGGAGAGCCAGAGAAAAGACCACCCAGGGCCCCCUAGAUGUGGAGUCAGCCCCACUCGGCACACCAAACCUUAGUCCUUCAUGGAGACCAGCUCCCAGCCAGAAUGGCAGUGGAGGAGAUCGGCUUCCCAACGGGCGCCUGGCAGGAGGCUGCGGCAGGACGUGAACUGCAGAGAGAACAGCUGGUAGGAAGUCUCGGCGUCUAUCUCUCCUCCUGGGCAGGGCAGCAUGGCGAGAGUGUGGAGGAAGAAGCUCUGGGCAUCCUGCCUGUGCGUCACGGUGGCCUCCUUCCUCCUCAUUUCAUUCCAGGUGGUCAGCGAGCUUGGCAAAUUUGAAAGGCUGAAGAUAGAAAACUCCAAUCUGAAAGACGGGCAGCAGAAGCCUGAAGAAGCCACCAAACAUCUCCAUCCAUUUCUUAAGAAAGGACUGUACCAAAGCAAGAAGAAGGUAGCCAAGGCAGACAGCUAUCCCAUCAUGCUCUGGUGGUCCCCACUGACCGGGGAAACGGGAAGGUUAGGUCACUGCGGAGCGGACACUUGCUUUUUUACCAUCAACCGGAGCUACCAGCACCACCAUCUGACCAAAGCGUUCCUCUUCUAUGGUACUGACUUCAGCAUAGACAGCCUGCCCCUGCCGCGGAAGGCCCACCACGACUGGGCCCUCUUUCACGAAGAGUCCCCCAAGAACAACUACAGGCUCUUCCACGAGCCCGUCAUCACCCUGUUCAACCACACGGCCACCUUCAGCCGCCACUCCCACCUGCCGUUAACCACCCAGUACCUGGAAGGCGUGGACGCCCUCAAGUCGACCAGGUACAUGGUUCCUCUGCACACCAAAAACAGCCUGCGACAACGCCUGGCCCCACUGGCGUACGUGCAGUCUGACUGCGACCCGCCCUCGGACCGGGACAGCUACGUGCGGGAGCUGAUGAGUCACAUCCAGGUGGACUCUUACGGCGAGUGUCUGCGCAACCGAGAUCUCCCUCCGCAGCUGAAAAACCCGGCCGCCAUGGACGACGAUGUCUUCUACCGCAUCCUCGCGCAGUACAAGUUCAUCCUGGCGUUUGAGAACGCGGUCUGCGACGACUACAUCACCGAGAAGUUCUGGCGCCCCCUGAAGCUGGGCGUGGUCCCUGUCUACUACGGCUCGCCCAGCAUCCGCGACUGGCUUCCCAGCAACAAGAGCGCCGUUCUGGUCGCCGGGUUUUCUCACCCGCGGGAGCUGGCAGGCUUCAUCAGGCAGCUGGAUGACAAUGACAAGGAAUACGAGGCCUACCUUGAGUGGAAGCUGAGGGGCGAGAUCUCCAACGGCCACCUGCUCAGGGCCUUGAAGGAGCGCAGGUGGGGCGUGCAGGACGUCACCCAGGACAACUACAUUGAUGCCUUCGAGUGCAUGGUGUGUAACAAGGUGUGGGAAAACAUCCGGCUGCAGGAGAAGGGCUUCCUCCCAAGGAGGUGGAACGCAGAUGUGACGCACCUGAGCUGCCCCAGACCUCAGGCUUUUGCCUUCCCUAUCCCAGCUCUGCAGUGGACCUCUCUUCGGGAGAUGUGGAUCCCGAGCUUUGAGCAGUCCAAGAAGGAAGCCCGAGCCCUGCGGCAGUUGGUAGAGAGGAAUCGGAAUUUCACCACCCAAGAGUUUUGGGCUCUGGUGUUCAAAGACUGACUUGCGAAAGUCAUCGAUUUAGAGCGACUGGACACCCUUCCUAGCUGUAGGCCCGACCCAGACGUGAGCCACAGAAUGGACAGUGUUUGCCUCAUGGCUGUGGGGUGCUGCUCUUGAUUGCCUUAAUGACAUUGUAAAUCAAUAAUGAUAAGAAAGUGGUUUGUUGACUUAUCCCUCUAGGACAGGAAUUAAUCGGUGCGGUACUCACAAGGAGCCCUAUCGAGUAAUUCCCAUGAAGUCUUCUUAGAGUUCACCCUUAUAGUUUUGUAUUGAAAAAGUAUUUCUUGUAGGCAUUCGUUUUAUCCACUUUAAAUGGCUAGAUUAAGAUUCCUUCUGCCUUUCUAUUGAGGUCUACGUCUGUGAGCAGUGGCCAUUUCAGUGCCUGGGGCAGAUGGCAGGUGGAAAUGUUUUGUAUGUUCUGUGUCAGUCGUCCCUACCCUCCGAAAGACCGUUUCAUGGAUGCUAGGGAUCGGUCUUUUUGUAAGCCAAGGUCGACAGAGAAAGGCGUGAGAGCGUGGUCCUGAGAAGUCCCAUCUCUGGUGUCCGGGGAGCCGUGCAAAGUCGACUCGUGAUCUCUCUUUGAGAAACCUUCAAGCUCUAUGUGAGUGGGAGUGAUUUGUAUUGUUAGCCACAUUGAGAACCCGAGUGUCUCUUCAAGCUGGCAUGACAGAGGCAGCGCUGGACCUGGAAUCAGGAGAUCCUAGGUUCAAAUCCUGCUUCUGAAACCUAGUUCUGGACCCUCAGCAGCCUCUCCAAGCCUCCGGUUCCUCAUCUGUGAAGUGGGGAUCAUAAUACCUAUUUCAUAGGGUCGUUGUGAGGGUCAGAUAAGCUUGCGUAUGUUAGCUUUAAAAUGUUACAGGAGUGUCCAUUAUUAUUAGUUCCCACCUCAUCCCCCAAAAAGCAUCUGUGCGCCCUUGGUGAAGCCGAAUGAUUGUGCCUUCUGGCUUUGCUGGCCCCGGAGUAUUCUACGAUUUAGAGCCGAAAGACCCAGAGGCCACCGACUCCCUGAAGGAGAGGCAGGCAGGCGGGGGGGGGGGAUGACGGAUCGGGCGUCAGUUUGGGUCCCGGUUCGGUCCUUUCCUACUUGUGUGGUCUUGGACAAGUCGCCUUUCCUCUCAGGGAACAGACUGGGGGUCUUGAUUUCCUUCUCUCUAAAACGACGAGAUUGAAUGAGACAGCCUCCAAAUCCCUUCCACCUCUGAUCCUUCGAGACAUGGAGUCGGGCAGGCGAAGCGAGUCACCAGCCAAAGGAGCCUCCUGGCCCCUGGCUCACCGGGCAGCCUAGCCAAGAUUUGUAUCCAGAUCCUUUAGCCCUGAGGCCACUAGUGUUCUCCACACCGUGUCUUUCCCAUAGCUAGCCAUUGGGUUAGUGCUAAACUUCGACUAGAACCCAUCUCCUGCCUUAAUUCAGGGUCCUUUCCUACGUCUUCAUUUGCCCAGCUCGGGAAGAAAAAGAAACACAAUCUGUACCGACGACGACCUGGCAUUCUAAUGGGGGGACGAGGAGUACAUUCUAGAAAUACUAAAUAUGUAGCAAAUGAAUAGUCGCAGCUGCUAACUACAAGGUAGUUGGGGGAGGGCAGCUCUAGCACAUGGGGGCCCAGGCGGGGCUUCAUGUAGGUGGUGAUGCUGAAGGCGCAUCUUCAGGGAAGACGGCGGGAGGAAGGAGGGAGUGUGUUCCAGGCAGGGGGCACAGCCAGUGCAAACACAUGACGAUGGUAGAUGGAGCCCUGCGUGUGAGAGGAACAGAGAGGAGGCCAGUGUGGCUGCCUCAGAGGGAAAGUGAUUUCCAAUGAAGAAGGAAAGAUUGGGGCCAGGUGUUGUUGGUCUUUAAAAGUUAAACAGGGGCAGCUAGGAGGCACAGUGGAUACAGCACCAGCCCUGGAGGAGGGAGGACCUGAGUU
Phascolarctos cinereus (koala) is the source of this 4150-nucleotide messenger RNA. It is a transcript of the gene POFUT3, whose product is annotated as protein O-fucosyltransferase 3. Gene Ontology annotation, molecular function: alpha-(1->3)-fucosyltransferase activity. Gene Ontology annotation, cellular component: Golgi membrane. NCBI's taxonomy places the organism in Eukaryota, Metazoa, Chordata, Mammalia, Diprotodontia, Phascolarctidae. The record is from RefSeq and is a predicted model, not a curated record.